UCUAAUCCCCCUAAAUUAACAGACAAAACAGUCAUUGGAUGCAGUGGUUUUCAUGGAGACUGUCUUACCCUGACAAAGAUUAUUGAAGCAAGAUUAAAGAUGUAUAAACAUUCCAAUAAUAAGGCCAUGACUACAGGGGCAAUCGCUGCAAUGCUGUCUACAAUUCUUUAUUCAAGACGCUUCUUUCCAUACUACGUUUACAAUAUCAUCGGAGGUCUAGAUGAAGAAGGGAAGGGAGCUGUCUACAGCUUUGAUCCUGUGGGGUCCUACCAGAGAGAUUCCUUCAAGGCGGGGGGCUCAGCAAGUGCCAUGCUGCAGCCUCUGCUGGACAACCAGGUUGGUUUUAAGAACAUGCAAAACGUGGAGCAUGUCCCACUCUCCUUGGACAGAGCCAUGAGGCUGGUGAAAGACGUCUUCCAUCAUUUCAAUAAAAGAAAAAACAUAUGA
Sorex fumeus (smoky shrew) is the source of this 447-nucleotide messenger RNA. RefSeq names its product proteasome subunit beta type-1-like. Lineage: Eukaryota; Metazoa; Chordata; Mammalia; Eulipotyphla; Soricidae. The annotation marks the transcript as partial. The record is from RefSeq and is a predicted model, not a curated record. Gene Ontology annotation, cellular component: proteasome core complex. The transcript has a single exon.